Molecule: messenger RNA, 2118 nt
Organism: Zygosaccharomyces rouxii
Lineage: Eukaryota; Fungi; Ascomycota; Saccharomycetes; Saccharomycetales; Saccharomycetaceae
Gene: TIP20
Product: Tip20p
Exons: 1
Coding region: 1-2118 (705 amino acids)
Biological process (GO): retrograde vesicle-mediated transport, Golgi to endoplasmic reticulum; regulation of ER to Golgi vesicle-mediated transport; endoplasmic reticulum to Golgi vesicle-mediated transport
Cellular component (GO): Dsl1/NZR complex
Source: RefSeq, a predicted model, not a curated record
AUGAUGUUGUUAAAAAAUCAACACAUAGUACACAAGACAACCCUUUUUUGUAAGAUAUUCUGGCAUAUAGUGGGCUCUUCUAGUUAUAUCGCGAUGGUAUUGAGUAGUUUUGAUGAUUUGCUAAAUGUAGAUACCAGAAUUGAUCAGAUUAAUCUGGAAAGGGAUGCGUUAGCAGUUCAACUGAGUUCAGCCCGUAAUAAAUUGGAAAAAUCAUGGAAGCAAAAUAGCGGUAAUGGCAGUGAUAAAACUCAAUUCGAAGCUAUUGCUAACGAUAUUUCGGCUAAUGCCACUUCGCUAUCGGAUGUUGUGACCCUUAGAGAGAAAUAUGGAGAUUUACAGGUUCUUUUGCAACUACAAAAUUUAUUUGAAGACCAGGAGAGAGCUGAUAAUAACUUGGAAAGGUUACAAAAUCUAGAAACUGAAAUUAACGAACUAUGUGAAUUGGAAUCAUCGAAGUUAUCCAUUGACAAGCUGAAAGAGUUACAUUCAGAAUUGCAGAGUACGAAAUUUGGAGUGGAGAAGAGCCAAUUUGCCAAGGACAUAUAUUCUAAAUUUGAAGAAAAAUUGGUAGCUAGAAAGGCUCAAGAAUUAGUGGAAAAGUUUAAUGCAUUUUUACUGGAGCAUAAAUGGGAUACUCCGAUGUUUGCACCAUUGUCAACUCAAUCGAUGACAUCCCUUCGUGAUCAAUCUGCGACUCUUUAUCAGUUGUCUCAGUUAUACGUUGUAGGUGAAAAGCCAUCUAUUUUGUGGAACUUUAAGAGUAUCGCUAAUAAUUUUACAGUCAGGUUCACCUACCAUUUCCAUGACGUCUCCUUUAAGAUUGAAACUUAUUUCAAAUUUCUAAAGGAAUACCUCGGUGAAAAUAUGCAUAAAUGUACCAGCAUAUUCCAUGAUGAAGACAAUGGAUUGACUAGACAAUUGGUGCAUGAACAAUUUAUCAACUAUGUCUUACAACCAAUUAGGGAUAGAAUUAAUACGAUCCUGUUCCAAAACGAUCAAUCUACGUUAAUUACACUGAUUUCCCAAAUCAUUUCCACCGACAAAGAGUUGUCACAUUCGUUCCAUUAUCAUGGCGAAGGUCUUGCUUCGUUAGUACCGCCACGUAUUUGGGACAAAUGGUUAAAUUAUGAAGUUCAUGUGGCGAUGACACAAUUGACUAAAAUAGUAUCUGAUCCAUCAAAUUUGGAUAAAUCGGCGUCUGAGUUUGUUAAGUUAAUCAAUAAGAUGUACGAAUACUUGGAGCCAUUUUACUCCUUAGAAAGUGGUGAAAUCUUACAAAAAUACAAAUUGUUGACAUGUUCACAAAUAUUCAUGCGAUUAUUAUCAUCUUAUUUGGAUUUCGUGCUAAAAGUUGAUAUUAUAGCUGAUAGGUUACCUGAAGAACAGUUGUAUCAAACUUUUAUUAAACUGCAAAAUUGUAAUGUGGUGAGUCGAAGAAUUUCUGAACUUUCACUUGAAUAUAUUUUUGUCCAUUUGACAGAUAUAGUCAAUCAAAGAGAAAACAAGAAUUACGAUUCUAUUCUACAAAAUGUUCAGGAGAGUUAUCAACAAAUUAUUGAAAAUGGUAAUCAAGGUACUAUUGUGCAUAGAAUUCAAAAAUUGUUGAAGGAAAGUUUAAAGAAUUAUUUCAAAUCAGGCAAUUGGUGCUUGCAAAAUGGACCACUAGAUGGGGAUUCCCCAAGUUCUGAACUAGUGAACUCCAUUAAAUUAAUGACUAGAAUUAUGACCAAAUUAGAUUCAUUGUUGAUCCCGCUUGAAGUUGCACUCGAUAUUAAGAGUCAACUUCUUAACGUCAUCGUCAACUAUUUUAUCGAAUCAAUUUUGAAACUUAACAAAUUCAACAGAGAAGGAUUGGAGCAGUUAAAGGUCGAUUUUUAUGCAUUGAAAGCUUCAUUGAAUUUACCGGAAACCGUUUGCAAUUCUCAAGUCGCAGUAUUAACUGAAAUUGUCAAGAUUCUAUAUUUGAAAUACGACGACAGUUCCGAGAUGUUCAUCGAUACUUCGUAUAUCAAAGAAAGGGAUUACACGAAAUUGAGGUCAUAUCAUGGCAUAAAACUUUUAAGAGAUUCCGAGAUCCAAGAUGCAUUGUAUAGAGUAGCAUAUGGCAACGUUGUAUAA